Molecule: messenger RNA, 330 nt
Organism: Rosa rugosa (rugosa rose)
Lineage: Eukaryota; Viridiplantae; Streptophyta; Magnoliopsida; Rosales; Rosaceae
Product: GTP-binding protein SAR1B-like
Exons: 1
Coding region: 1-330 (109 amino acids)
Biological process (GO): membrane organization; vesicle organization; endoplasmic reticulum to Golgi vesicle-mediated transport
Cellular component (GO): endoplasmic reticulum exit site; COPII vesicle coat
Molecular function (GO): GTP binding; GTPase activity
Source: RefSeq, a predicted model, not a curated record
AUGUUUCUCUUCGACUGGUUCUACGGUGUGCUCGCUUCCCUCGGUGUGUGGCAGAAGGAGGCCAAGAUCUUGUUCCUAGGGCUCGAUAAUGUCGGCAAGACCACCUUGCUUCACAUGCUCAAAGAUGAAAGGCUGGUGCAUCAUCAACCUACGCAAUAUCCCACAUCCGAGGAGUUGAGUAUUGGCAAAAUCAAGUUCAAGGCCUUUGAUUUGGGAGGUCAUCAGAUUGCUCGCAGGGUUUGGAAGGAUUACUACGCAAAGGUAGAUGCUGUGGUGUACCUUGUGGAUGCCUACAAUGGUUUUAAGUGGCUCUCUCAAUACAUUAAGUAG